Molecule: messenger RNA, 657 nt
Organism: Acanthocheilonema viteae
Lineage: Eukaryota; Metazoa; Nematoda; Chromadorea; Rhabditida; Onchocercidae
Source: the annotation of a GenBank genome assembly
AUGGCUUUUCUUCCAUUUUCCAUUGAUGCCAUUCUUAAUUCAGAUUUUACAAUUGCUAGAAGACAAAAUAAGGUUUGGAAAUCCGGAUCAUCAAGUUCAUUUUGGAGUGGCUCUUGGAAUGAUGAAAAACGCAAAUCGUUUGAAUGUCCCGAAUGCGGUAAAGUAUUUAGUGCGCAUUACAAUUUGACAAGGCAUAUGCCGGUACAUACUGGAGCUCGACCAUUUCUUUGCAAAGUUUGUGGUAAAGCUUUUCGACAAGCUUCAACAUUAUGUCGUCAUAAAAUUAUACAUACGGAACAAAAACCUCAUACAUGUGUCACCUGUGGCAAAUGCUUUAAUCGCUCAUCAACUCUCAACACUCAUAUUCGCAUUCAUUUAGGCUAUAAACCAUACAUAUGCGAAUUGUGUGGUAAAGGAUUUCAUCAAAAUGGAAAUUACAAAAAUCAUAAAUUAACGCAUAGCGGUGAAAAACGAUUCAAAUGUAGCAUAUGCAAUAAGGCUUUUCAUCAAACAUACAAUCUAACAUUUCAUAUGCAUACACAUCGAGAACAGAAGCCAUUCGUUUGUCCAAUUUGCGCCAGGGGCUUUUGUCGUAAUUUUGAUCUCAAGAAGCAUAUACGUAAGCUGCAUCAGAUUGCAUCAUCAAAUGAUCAUUAA